This is a messenger RNA of Diaporthe amygdali, 339 nucleotides long. RefSeq lists its product as uncharacterized. The transcript has 2 exons. Lineage: Eukaryota; Fungi; Ascomycota; Sordariomycetes; Diaporthales; Diaporthaceae. The record is from RefSeq and is a predicted model, not a curated record. The coding region runs from base 1 to 339 and encodes 112 amino acids.
AUGUACCUACGACAUGGGAUUUCUGCUGGUACCACGGCUGAUCCUUGGUGUCAAGUCAUAGCCGGCGAUAUCGUCGACUAUGGAGUGGCGUUCGGAAAGAAGAUUCGGUCUGUUUCCCUGAUCCUGGUCAACGGAACUACGCCGCACGCCGGCCCCAAUGCGGAGCCAGCCACGGUCGCCAACAAGCACCUAGGUUCACAAAGACCGAGCCAAUUGCUUGCUAGCCAUGGUGGCUGCGAAUGGGCUGGAAUGGUCUGUCCCCCGUCCGCCUGCCUGAGCGUCGGGCAGGACGAGGCUGCUGCUGUGCGUGGUCUCUCCGGCGACGCAACACAAGGUUGA